This is a messenger RNA of Fonsecaea erecta, 1149 nucleotides long. RefSeq lists its product as hypothetical. The record is from RefSeq and is a predicted model, not a curated record. NCBI's taxonomy places the organism in Eukaryota, Fungi, Ascomycota, Eurotiomycetes, Chaetothyriales, Herpotrichiellaceae. The transcript has a single exon. The coding region runs from base 1 to 1149 and encodes 382 amino acids. Gene Ontology annotation, molecular function: protein binding.
AUGUCCUUGAAAGCAGAUGGACCCAGAGUUCGCCCCGAGCGAGUAAAACCACCGCCACCUUCUUCUCCUCCCACCGAAGCACAUCCCAAUCCGCCAUCAUGGUCCCGCCGCUCCUCGACCGCGUCCACGACCUCGUUCCACUCCGCCCACUCGGUGCAGCUAGACCGCUUCUCCCCGGCCGAGGAGUCUCGCAUGCUGUCGCGCUCCAACGACCUGAAAUCCCAAGCCAACACCCUCUUCUCCCGUCAAGACUACGAGUCCGCCAUCCAGACCUACGACCGCGCAUUGGCGGAACUGCCGCGGUAUCUGGACUACGAGAGGGCGGUGCUGCAGAGCAACAUCGCGGCGUGCCAUCUGAAGCUUGAUCAGUGGAAGGAUGCAGUGGACUGUUGCGAGAGAGGCUUGGACGGUUUAGAACGAGAGUUGCCGACGAAGAAGAAAGAAGUGAAGGCCAAGAAAAGGACAGGGAAGGGAGCUGGAGCAAAGAAAUCGUCCUCAACGGCACACACCAAUGGCAAGAGUCGGAAUGGACGGUUAAAUUCAGACUCUGAGUCGGACGACGAAGGGGCGUCACCGGCACAGUCUGCAGACCAGGCGGUACAGGACGACACCGUCGUCGAACUCCCCUCGGACGAGGAAGACGAGACCGCCGCACUGAACAAUCUUCAACUCUCAGAUACGAGGAAAGCCGACAUCACACGAAUACGGGUCAAACUCCUGCUGCGCCGCGCCCGGGCGAGAUCAAACAUGUCCCUCCUCCCACCUUCGUCGUCAACAGCAAAAUCAUCAGCCACAUCCGACCUGUCCUCCACCACGUCGGCGUCAAAAGCCUCCUCCGCCCCCACCACCUCCGCCUGGUCCAACCUCAGCUCCGCGCUCGAAGACUACAAGACCCUCUCCUCCACGCCCCAAUACUGGGAGACGCUGCCGGCCUUCGACAAGAGGACCGUCCGCGACGCGCUGGUCCUGCUCCCGCCCAAAAUCGAGGAGGCCAAGCAGAAGGAAGUCAGUGAGAUGAUGGGCAAGCUCAAGGAUCUGGGCAACGGCAUUUUGAGGCCGUUUGGGCUGAGUACCGACAACUUCAAGGUCGUCCAGGGCGAGGGCGGCGGAUAUAGUCUGAGUUUCGACGGGGGAGGGAAGAAAGGGUGA